CUGCCCUUCAACCCAUCCUUCUUGCCUUCAGUUUCCAUUAUGAAAGCAUUCUCACUCGAGUUAGGUAACAUCUGUCUGGAAUCAUGCGGUCGUGAAGGCAAGUGCAGACCUCAUAUAAGGAAUGCACCAAGUUGAAGUACUAGCACCGCCGUUGAUCACUAUCAUCCUUCAUCACUUCAGCCAUUCCUCGUUCAUCUAUUCUCUUGUGCAGCAACAUUCCACAUCCAUUUCACUUCAUUCAUCAUGGAUUCGUAUCAAGCUCAAGCUAUGGAUCCCGAAAGGUUUUCCGACGCCACCAAGCAAGUGCUCCAAGCUUACCACGAUCAACUGUGGGCCGCCUUACAACGGCCUGGACGACGCCUCUUCAUUGAGCGUGGCACUCCCAUACUUGCGCGACAGCGCUGCACCUUGCACCUUUGCCACGAAGGGCUAAUAGACGAUACAUAUGUGCUAUCUGUGUAUCCUAAUGUCUUUGAUACUGAUUCUUUAAGUACCGGGCCGGAUUAUUUCCACUUGCUCUGCUUCGAAAAUAUCGUUAGCUUUACAAGUUCUCUCUUUCUGGACCGUCUCGUGCCAUUGACCAGGACUACUGCCUCUUUUCGCGGCUUGAACACGGCGGCUAUCCGGACGGGUGUCCGUUUAUGCGAUGGCGGUGCAGAGAGGCUCAUUAUGGAGUGGCAGUAUCAGCGCAAGAGACUUGUUGACUACCACGAGGGCACACUGCUACCGAUCUUGGAUCCAGGAUGGCGCACUCUGUUGUAUCGGGCCGGCUCUGCGAAUUUCCGUCUUCCCAACAUACCCAUUUCGACCCUGAGUCCGCUUGAGCAAGACCGAGUAGCAUAUGACCUUGCCCCCUGCGAACAUACUCGCUCAGAUGAGCUCCCCGGCCAGGAAGCAACAGAUUAGAAUCUCUUUGACGAAUACAUUUGGACGGAGGACAUCAAUGGAGGACAGCAAGAGCGUCAUCAACUGUUCAAUAUUUUGCGUCAUUGGCAUAACGACGUGGUGAGAAGGCAUUUCUUCCAUUCCUUGAUUAUUUCUUCGCUGAAGGUGUUCUCUGCGCAAAGGAACUCGUCAGAAAGUUUGCGAAGCCAGCACCGAUCUUGGAUCUUCCCACGGACCCCUCAGUUAUUAACGUACCUCCAAGGCUAGCUCAUCUCUCCGCUGCUGCACGCAAGGGAAUCUACAGGCUGUCGCAGAUUCCUCUGCCUGAUCGAGUGAACCCAAGAGAUCCUGUGGUCUUCAAUGAUGUCGAAACUACUGAGGAACCGGGUACAGGAGAUAUCGAAGAGGGGUUGCCUUGAGCUUACACUUAAUUGUGAUUACGAUGGCUCACGUGUUGAAGCGGUUUCGAUGUCUAAAUUGCUGAAUGAAGUCCGCCACCCUUGUUUCGGAACUAAUAGAUCGAAGGCUUGCAGGAAAUUUGAUUGUCCACUUUUCAGUUGCUGCGCAGAGUUCUGGUGCGCACGUUCUUGAGUACUCGCAUCCUAUCGAGCGAGACAUUGUUCCGGAAAAGCCUCCCUCUAGAGGAGUUGCACAAUAAUAUUGGUUUGCCUAUAUUAUAAGACUGUUCACAUAGAC
Exophiala xenobiotica is the source of this 1581-nucleotide messenger RNA. RefSeq lists its product as uncharacterized. The transcript is spliced from 2 exons. The coding region runs from base 244 to 906 and encodes 220 amino acids. Lineage: Eukaryota; Fungi; Ascomycota; Eurotiomycetes; Chaetothyriales; Herpotrichiellaceae. The record is from RefSeq and is a predicted model, not a curated record.